Striga asiatica is the source of this 1470-nucleotide messenger RNA. Lineage: Eukaryota; Viridiplantae; Streptophyta; Magnoliopsida; Lamiales; Orobanchaceae. The record is from the annotation of a GenBank genome assembly.
AUGCGCCAGAGGCGAUGGUUGGAGCUUGUGAAGGAUUAUGAUUGCACCAUUCAGUACCAUCCGGGGAAGGCGAACGUAGUAGCAGACGCCCUAAGCCGAAAGGUGAGGGGUGAGUUAGUUUGCUCUAUCACUCAGCAGCGUCAGUUGAUUCAUGAGUUCGCCCGGAUGCAGCUAGAGGUGGUCGAAUCACCUCCCAAGUUACCAGUUGUGAGAGGUAUUCGAGCGAUGAGAGUGUGGCCCACGUUACAAGAUAAAAUUCGGCGUGAUCAAGCAUUUGACGAUUUCGUUCGUACGAUAGGGGCCAAGAUUCACGCCGGUGGAGUAGAGGGCCUUUACCGAGGCACAGCUGGUACCUUUGAGUACAAGGGAAGGAUUGUUGUGCCGAAUGUCGAGGCAAUGAAGAAGGAAUUACUGACUGAGGCCCACAGUACGCCAUAUCUAGCCCACCCUGGGAGUACCAAGAUGUACCACGAAUUGAAAAGGUCGUUCUGUUGGCGAGGGAUGAAAAGAGAUGUAGCAGACUUCGUGGAGAAGUGUUUGGUCUGUCAACAAGUUAAGGCCGAACACAAGUGUCCCAUAGGUCUGCUACAGCCACUUGAGAUUCCCAGCUGGAAGUGGGAAGAGGUUACCAUGGACUUCGUCACAGGGCUACCUAAGUCGUCCGAGCAUCACGACGCAAUUUGGGUAGUGGUAGACAGGCUGACGAAAGUCGCACAUUUUAUGCCUGUGUCAAUGACCAUGUCGAUGGAUCAAUUCUGGGAGAGUUUGCAUGAGGCAAUGGACACCCAGUUAAAGUUCAGUUCGGCUUACCAUCCAGAGACGGACGGCCAGUCCGAGAAGAUGAUCCAGACGCUCGAGGAUAUGCAUCGAGCCUUGAUUCUGGACAGAGGUGCUAAGUGGGAGAAGUGGUUGCUACUAGUCAAGUUCGCCUACAAUAACAGUUAUCAGGCAUCGAUUCAGAUGGCUCCCUACGAAGCACUUUACGGCCGCAAGUGUCGUUCGCCCCUUUACUGGGAUGACGUCGGAGAGCGACGAGUACUCGGUCCGAAGUUGAUCGAGGAGACAGUUAAGCAAGUUCUACCAAUGAGAGGUGUCGUCCGCUUCGGGAAGAGAGGGAAGUUGCAUCCUCGCUACAUAGGUCCGUUCGAGGUUCUCGAGCGAGUGGGCGAAGUCGCCUAUCGAGUAGCUCGGCCUCCCAAGUUGGCUAGCGUACAUAACGUGUUUCACAUUUCGAUGUUACGCCCAUACGUGUGCGAUCCCGAGCAUGUGCUUCAGCACAAUGAGAUUCAGCUUCAGCCAGAUUUGACUUACGAGGAGCAGCCGGUAGCAUUAUUGGAUCGAAAGGUCCUUCGGCUCAGGAAACGAGAUAUUCCCCUCAUUCGUAUCAGAAGGAAUCGCCACGGAGAUUCAGAUGCCACUUGGGAGCGUGAAGUGGACAUUAGAGCUCGUUUUCCAGAUUUGGAUUUCUGA